Molecule: messenger RNA, 957 nt
Organism: Brassica rapa (field mustard)
Lineage: Eukaryota; Viridiplantae; Streptophyta; Magnoliopsida; Brassicales; Brassicaceae
Product: histidine-rich glycoprotein
Source: RefSeq, a predicted model, not a curated record
CAGAAAGAUUUUAGUUAUCCAUAUCAAAGAACACUAAGAGUAUAUAAAGAAAAAAUGCUUGACAAACUUAUCGGAGGGUAUGGGUACGGCCACCACGGGUACGGCCACAAGAAUCACAGAAGCAGCGGCUACACCUUCGAGGAGCACAAGGAGUUCAUGUCUUAUGAAGAGUCACAAGGAGGCUACUUUGACCGUCAAUCCCGCUACGAUCACCACAUGAGGCUUCCGGCCAACCACAACCGUCCACCCAUGGCUCACAUGCCUGUCUUUGACGAAGAAGAUUCAGACUCAGAAGGGGAGGAGUUCUAUAAGAGCAGUCAGAGCCACCACAAAACAGUGUUGCCACAUCACGGAAACAACCACCACCAACAGCCACCUCAUAUGAACUUCAUGCCCCCACCUCCGAUGGCUCAACCUCACCACAAUGGAAAGAUAGGUAAUGGAUGGCAGGGGAUGCAUGAAGAUGCAUACUAUGGAGGGCACGGGAUGCAGCAACACGGUGGGUAUGGGAUGAAGCAGCACGGUGCGCAAGAGAUGAAGCACCACGACAGGCUUAUGGCUCCUCAGGUUCCACCACAUCAUGUCUACAUGAACCCAAGCCAUGCUAGUGGCAGUGGGAGUGGGCAUGCAGUAAUGUUCAAGGCUUCGGAGAACUGGCGAGUCAGCACCAAUAGCAGCGGCCACCACAGGGCAAGAUGGGGGAAUAGGGGACUCUGACUGCACGCAACUACUCUGCCGGUUCAAAAAAAGAAGUAAUGAUUAUCUUAUACUAAAUAAUAAAAUUAUAAUUAAGAUGUGUGCGUGAUGAAUAUUAAUCAGUAUCGUACUAAAACCAAACAUGGGACUUUAACAAAAGAAAGUUCUUGUUUGACGAACUUAUGAUAACCAACGAGUGUUGUUGUUGCUGUGUAUGUUAAAUAAAAAUAAUGUAAGUAUUAUCAUUUAUUGUCUCGUGUC